Plasmodium reichenowi is the source of this 3909-nucleotide messenger RNA. RefSeq lists its product as hypothetical. The coding region runs from base 1 to 3909 and encodes 1302 amino acids. The transcript has 2 exons. Lineage: Eukaryota; Apicomplexa; Aconoidasida; Haemosporida; Plasmodiidae. The record is from RefSeq and is a predicted model, not a curated record.
AUGAAAGUAGUUCAGGGUAUAAUAAUAUAUUAUUGUUUAAUUUCUUUGGGUGAAUCUUCAAAUGUACCUAGAAAUGUCUCAGACAAAAUAUUGAAUAAAAGUUUAACUGAUACUUUGAAUUAUAAUUUUAAUUUAGAUGAUGUUAUGGGUAUUUUUGAUAAAAUCUUCAAGAACAAUGUUGAUGAUUUUAAAAUAGAAGAAAACAAUGAUAUAAAAAAUUUGGAAUUUAGGAAAUAUAAAUAUAAUCAACGCAAUUAUGAUUUCAUGUAUGAAUCGUUUAAAGAUUAUUGUCUUAACGAAGUUGUGAAUAAUGAAAAUUGUAUAAAAUUUUUAGACGCGGACAAUAUUCUGAAUGUGUUUCAUGAUAUAGAUAGCGUUUUCCAUUCUCGAUUUUAUAAAGAAAUUAAAGAAGUAAAAAGUUACAUUUUUGAAAUUAUAAAAUUGUUAAAUAAAAGUGAUGAACUUAGUGUUAAAAUUAAUACAACAUUUGAUGCGAUUAAAAGUAAGAAAAAUAUGUUGAUUAAAACAAUGGAUGAGCGAUUUAACACAGCUAUUCCUAUCAUUAGCUAUUUUGAAGGAAUGACCUAUAAUUUAACUAAAGAAAAUAAUAAUAUAAAUUUCUAUGAAAUGAUGGUACAAUAUGGUAAUGAUUUAAAUAGUGCUAUAAAGAAUGCACUUGUAGAAUAUGUAUAUACUUAUAGAGAAGUAAAAAAUUUUCAAAAAAAAUUAGAAAAAUAUAUAGAAAAAAAUGCAAAAAUAUUAUCUAAAAUGCAUAGAAAGAUAGUAUUGAGUAUAUUUUAUAUGAUUGCAGAUAUGAAUAAAACUACUGAAAAAAUUGAUAAUUUAGUUAAUAAAAAAGUAGAAGAAUAUGAAGAAUGGAUAAAUAACGAAAAUAUUAAUUUUAGUAGAAUGAUAAGUAAUUUAAAAUAUAAUGUUGAUUUUAAUAUAGAUGAUAUAAAUAGUAUUAUUGAUAUAUCAAAAGAAAAUUUAUUAAAAAAUAAUAUUGAUUUUAUUAAUAUGAGUGAAUAUGUUACAUUUCAAAAUCCAAAUAAAACUAUCAAUUCUAUUAUACAUUUCUUAAACAAUAAAUAUUCAAAAAAUGUUCAUAUUAUAUUUUUAUAUAAUGAAGAAUAUAUUGAUUGGAAUUUUAAUGUGAAAGAAGAAAAAUCAGAGGAGCCAUCAUCCAAAAUUGAUUUAAAACUUAUGAAUAAAUCAAAUUUUGAUCAUUUAGAUUAUAUAGAAACAACAAAAUAUGAAAAUAUCCUAACUUCUAUGAAGAAAGAAAAUCAUUCUUAUUUUCAUUUAGACAAGAGUGAUAUUAAUAAGCUUAUUGAUGAUCUUUUUGUCACCGUUGAUAAUAAUAAUAAUAUUAAUGGUCCAUGGAUAAAAGAAAAACCAAUGUAUGUUAAGGAAGGUGUUAAAGAAGAAUAUACUGAUCUAAAUGAUGAAAUUAACAAAUAUACAGAAAAAAUGGAAAAAAAAAUUGACAAUGUUACAGAUGAUUAUACAUUUAAACCUACCAUAAAAAGUUAUAUAGAGGGUGUUAAAAAUCUUUUUGGAAAUGCUAUUUUUCAGUUUAAUAAAUAUAUAUAUACCUUUGAUAAAAAUUAUGAAGAUACAAGUGUCAAUAAUGAAAACGGCGAUCAAAUUGUUGAUAUGAGUAAUAAAUACGCGAAAGAUGUAUAUUCUGAAGAUAUGGAAAAUGGUGAAGAAUUAAUUCACGAAGAAAAUAUAGAAGAUGAAGAAAAUAAUUAUAAAGGGGAUAAUAAAAAUGUACAAGAAAAGGAAGAAACAGAAGAUAAAGUCGAUAAUAAAGGAAAUGUUGAUGAUAAAAUUAAGGAUAUGAAAGAAAAUGAAGGAGGAAAAGAUGAGGUGAAGGAUGGACACAAAAGUGAUGAAACAGUUGAAGGGCAAACUGAAGAUAAAAAUGAUUUAAAAGAUGAAGAUAAAAAGGAUUUAAAAGAUGUAGAUAAAAAGGAUUUAAAAGAUGAAGAUAAACAGGAUUUAAAAGAUGAAGAUAAAAAGGAUUUAAAAGAUGAAGAUAAAAAUGAUUUAAAAGAUGAAGACAAAAAUGAUUUAAAAGAUGAAGAUAAAAGCGAUUUAAAAGAUGAAGAUAAAAGCGAUUUAAAAGAUGAAGAUAAAAAUGAUUUAAUAGAUGAAGAUAAAAGCGAUUUAAAAGAUGAAGAUAAAAAUGAUUUAAUAGAUGAAGAUAAAAAUGAUUUAAAAGAUGAAGAUAAAAGUGAUUUAAAAGAUGAAGAUAAAAGUGAUUUAAAAGAUGAAGAUAAAAGCGAUUUAAAAGAUGAAGACCAAAAUGAUGUAAAAGAUGAAGAUAAAAAUUAUUUAAAAGAUGAAGACCAAAAUGAUGUAAAAGAUGAGGACCAAAAUGAAGAUCCAAAUAAGGCAUCAAUUGAAGAAUCAAUUAAAUUAUUAGAUGAAAAAAAAAAAUCUAAGAGAAUGAAACUAAGCAAUAUGACGGAUGAUAUAAAUGAAUUUGAAAAUGAAUUUCAAAGUGGAUACGAAAAUGAUUAUGAAAAUGAAUAUGAAAAUGAAUUUGAAGAUGAAUAUAAAAUGUUGUGUGAACAUAAUUGUGAUGGUUCAAAUGAAAAUAAAAAUAACUUAUUAUCUAUAUUUGAAAGUUCAAAUUUAAAAUAUUUAUGGAGGAUACCUAUAAUAAAUAAUUUAUAUAAUUUAUGUUGUAAAGAUAAACCAGAAAGUGCGAAUAAUGAGAAUAUAGAGAAUAUUAAUGUAUUCGAUGUUGAUGAAGAAGAAAUUUUAAAAAUGUAUGAUAAUAUGGAUUCAGUAAUGCAUGAAGAUAUUACGAAAUGGAUAAAAGAUAAUAUAUUAUAUGCAGUUCCAGAUAUGAAUUAUAUUUUGGGAGCUUUAAAAUCUCAAAAACGAUAUAUGAAUAAUAUAAGUAGUGCUAGAGUUGGAGGUACAGAUAGUAAUAGUAUUCAUCAGAAUUAUUUUUAUGAUUCAUUUUAUGGACGUGAUUAUUUAAUUAUGAAAUCGAAAGGAGUACAUGUAGAGACAUUUUUAUAUCCUUAUUUUGAGACAUUAAAUAUGGAAUUAAAUGAAGCUGGAAUUUGUCCCUGGGGAAAUUAUUUCUCUUGUAUGGAAAAAUAUGUAAAGGAACAUAUAAAGAAUAAAAUGGUUGAAGAUAAAAUAUUAUUUGUAUAUAUAGGGACAUUUAAAGAAGAAAUUUUUAAAUUAUCAAGAUCCAAAACAGCAGAUGAUUUAAAAAAAACACAUUUAAAACAAUUUUUGGAUAAUGAAAAAGAAUAUGACUUUUUUAAUAACUUUAUGAUAAAAAAAUAUAAUGAAGAAUAUAAUUUUUUUGAAAAUUUAAAAACACAUAUAGUAUAUCAUUCAAGAUAUAAAAAUUUAUUAAUGUAUGGUAUUGAUUUCAAUUUUCAUGUUUCUUAUUUCCUAAAAGGAGAUAUUCAAUAUUUACCCUUGUCCUAUUAUUAUGACUCGAUAAUUUAUUUCAAAGUCAUUUUUGCUACAUCAAAAUAUGGAUAUCAUGAAAUAGUACCAAUUGAUGAUGAUAUAAUAAAAUUUGGAUUAUUACUUUCUUUAGAUAAUAAAAAUAAAAAUGUACACUAUUUAAUUUCAUCAGAAGUCAAACAAGAUACAAAUUAUGAUUUAUUGAAAAAUAAAAUAGGAGUAAUUAAAAUUUAUGAAGUCUCAUAUGAAACUCUCAACAUGCAAUUAAUUAACAAGAAAUAUAAAGUCAAUGUAACAAAAAAUAUGAGAAUUAUUUUAGAAAAAGAAGUUAUAUUUAAUAAUAACGAAAAAAAACUUCUUGAUUAUAUUGAUUCUUUUUAUGAUAUUAUGAAUAAAAUCAUGAAAAAUAAUAUGAACUUGGAAUUAUAUGGGAAAACAUUUUUUGUUCAUGUUCAAAGGGUUUAA